This is a messenger RNA of Lolium rigidum, 1557 nucleotides long. Its product is annotated as GDP-mannose 3,5-epimerase 2-like. Bases 123 to 1238 code for a protein of 371 amino acids. The transcript is spliced from 7 exons. Lineage: Eukaryota; Viridiplantae; Streptophyta; Magnoliopsida; Poales; Poaceae. The record is from RefSeq and is a predicted model, not a curated record. Gene Ontology annotation, molecular function: GDP-mannose 3,5-epimerase activity; NAD binding.
CCGUGGAAGCGAACUGCUCGGCCGCGUGGUCCUUCCCGCGCCAAUCCGGAGUAUAGUUGGAAACUAGGACGCGGGGCUCCCGCGUGGUCGAGCUCACCGUCGCUCCGCUCCCCGGGUGCAGAAUGGCGCUCAACGACAAGCACACAUACGCGGAGUUGGAGAAGGAGCUGUACUGGCCAGCUGAGAAGCUGCGGAUCUCCAUUACAGGAGCUGGCGGUUUCAUCGCCUCACACCUCGCGAAGCGCCUGAAGAGCGAGGGGCACUACAUCAUUGCCUCUGACUGGAAGAAGAAUGAGCACAUGGACGAGGAUAUGUUCUGCCACGAGUUUCACCUUGCUGAUCUCAGGGUCAUGGACAACUGCCUCAAGGUGACCACUGGGGUUGACCAUGUUUUCAACCUAGCAGCUGAUAUGGGAGGGAUGGGCUUCAUCCAGUCCAACCACUCUGUGAUCAUGUACAACAACACUAUGAUCAGCUUUAACAUGCUUGAGGCUGGCAGAAUCAAUGGUGUCAAAAGGUUCUUUUAUGCCUCAAGUGCUUGUAUCUACCCUGAAUUUAAGCAGCUGGAAACUGUUGUUAGCUUGAAGGAGGCAGAUGCUUGGCCUGCAGAGCCUCAAGAUGCUUAUGGUUUGGAGAAACUUGCGACGGAGGAACUGUGCAAGCACUACACAAAGGACUUCGACAUAGAGUGCCGAGUUGGUCGCUUUCACAAUAUUUAUGGUCCAUAUGGAACAUGGAAGGGUGGAAGGGAGAAGGCACCUGCUGCUUUCUGCAGAAAGGCUCUAACCUCCAUUGACCGCUUUGAGAUGUGGGGAGAUGGUCUGCAGACUAGAUCCUUCACAUUCAUUGAUGAAUGUGUGGAGGGUGUCCUCAGGCUAACGAAGUCUGAUUUCUGUGAGCCUGUGAACAUCGGGAGUGACGAAAUGGUGAGCAUGAACGAGAUGGCCGAGAUUGUCCUUGGCUUCGAGGACAAGCAGCUGCCCAUCCACCACAUCCCUGGCCCCGAGGGUGUCCGCGGCCGUAACUCUGACAACACACUCAUCAAGGAGAAGCUUGGCUGGGCUCCAACCAUGAGGCUGAAGGACGGGUUGAGGAUAACAUACUUCUGGAUCAAGGAGCAGAUUGAAAAAGAAAAGUCCGAAGGCAAAGACAUGGCGGCCUACGGAACGUCCAAGGUCGUCGGCACCCAGGCGCCGGUCCAGCUUGGAUCCCUCCGUGCUGCAGAUGGCAAGGAGUAAAACACUCACCCUGGGAAUGACGAUGAUGCCAUUAUAUGCCGCUGGUUCCAGACGUGGCAUCAUCCGCUGUUUCUUAGUUACUGCAUCAUCUCCAUAUCUUUAUUCAGUUUGGACUUGACCUGCAACAUAAGAUCUAUACCUUCAGUUAGCCUGCAUUCUGUGUUUUUGUAAACGAGAAAAGCUGCUUGGUACAAAAGGAUGUCAAUGUUAUAGACAACAAUAUUAAACUAUACAUGUAAAAUGAUGGCGGUUCAUCUUCAUGAGGAAAUAUAUGUCGGUUAUUUUUCUUAAAACGUUAAUCCAUGUGCUGGUGAGUACA